UCUUUAAUUUUUCUUUACUACUCUUUUGAACCCAAUAUAACAUCCAUUUUCUCAUUGCUAAAACAUCAAAUCUCUUAGUUAAUUUUUUUAUUUAUUUAUGAAAAAGAACUCUACUUCAUGAUAUGAUAUGACACUUUUCUCUGUCAUUAAACUAGCAUCCUAGCUAGUUACCACAUUCAAUCAACUCAAACAACAAUCCACACCUUUUGAAGUUUCUACAUGGCUCAACAGGAAGAGGGAGGAUGGCCUUUGGGAUUACAGCCUUUAAAUGUAAGAGCAAGAAACCAUGAUUACUCAGGAUCAAUCUCAUGCAACACUUUGCUUAGUGGUUCUCCUACUUUAACCUCAGAUUCAUCUUCAGAUUUAGAUACACAGUCCACAGGGUCCUUUUUUCAUGACAAAAGUAUCACAUUAGGGAACCUCUUGGGUGUUUCAAGCAUUGUAGAGCUCUCAAGACGAUCGUUAAGAGGUAGAAGAAGGGUCGUUUCUGAAACCAUAACUUUGGGACAUGACAAGAGAUCAAACCACCCUAAAUCAAGAACAACAUGGUGUUUCAAAUUUUGUUUGUGCCCGAGAGACAGCAUUGAUAUCGACAUAGCUAGAAACAACACUGUUCCCCUAGGCCAUUUUCUUGAAGUGGAAAGGAGAGCCGCUCACAUGAACAGGCGAGGUCAACAGAGUCCAUUAAUUUAUGGACCGGAUGAGAUCGCCCUGGCCCAACCUUUUGGAGAGCUAUCAAAUUCAUUGUUUGUGGACGGACAGAUUGCUCCUCCAACCAAAUCAAGCCCCGGGCCUGGUUUGGAUCCUAAUGGAAGGAAAGAAGGUAGAAGAUUAAGAAAUCCAUGUUUCUGAAAGCCUAGUUUCUUUCUUAUCAAUGUUAAUUAAUUAAAAUGUUGGAUUCACUUUAUGAAGAACCUGUCAUAUAAUUGUUAUUCAUAAUUCAUAGUAUUGGUUUUUGAUGCA
Messenger RNA from Erigeron canadensis, 963 nucleotides. RefSeq lists its product as uncharacterized. The transcript is spliced from 3 exons. The record is from RefSeq and is a predicted model, not a curated record. NCBI's taxonomy places the organism in Eukaryota, Viridiplantae, Streptophyta, Magnoliopsida, Asterales, Asteraceae. Bases 220 to 852 code for a protein of 210 amino acids.